Messenger RNA from Misgurnus anguillicaudatus (oriental weatherfish), 3190 nucleotides. RefSeq names its product zinc finger and BTB domain containing 7B (gene zbtb7b). The record is from RefSeq and is a predicted model, not a curated record. Lineage: Eukaryota; Metazoa; Chordata; Actinopteri; Cypriniformes; Cobitidae. Gene Ontology annotation, molecular function: protein binding; RNA polymerase II cis-regulatory region sequence-specific DNA binding; DNA-binding transcription factor activity, RNA polymerase II-specific. Gene Ontology annotation, biological process: positive regulation of gene expression; regulation of transcription by RNA polymerase II.
GUGAAAAAGGAAGAGACAUGUUAAAUAUGACUGACUGACUGACUGACUCGAGUUAUGUGUGAAUGAUGCCCACUCUGAUCACCUCAAACACCUGCUGCCGCGCAGCGACUGACGCCCGUUCCGCCCUCUCGCGCCGCGUCCGACCCCCCCAUCCCCCCACCCCUGCGCCCUCCGUCGCCCGCAGAGCCAAUCACCCGCGGCUGCUGGAAGUAGGACAAACCGCUUCCUGGUUGCGGGUUUAAGGAGGAGCGGCAGGAGUUCGUGAGGAGCGGGUCAGAACCGGCGCACAAGCGGAUCGAACCAGUGACGGCACUAACCGGACAAAGAUCAGGCGCUACCGGAGACCGAACCGCGGAGCCGGGGCGCGCGAGGUCGACGCGCGUCACAUUCAGGAAGUAGGAGAGCGCCGGCGGUCAGGUGGGACGCGACGCGGCGGGGAAACUCAGGUGACACCGGCUCAGGACUGACCGCGAGGAACAGACGUGAAAAGUGGACAUCUGAACGUUUAUGGACUGGAGGUGGCGAUGUCUCCAGGAGAGGACGGUCUAAUCGGGAUUCCCUUCCCGGAGCACAGCAACGAGCUCCUGUCCCGUCUCAAUGCUCAGCGGCGGACGGGGCUGCUCUGUGACCUCACGCUGACCUCGCGCGGCACCCGAUACCCGACGCACCGCUCAGUCAUGGCCGCUGUCAGUCUGUACUUCCGCCGUCUGUUCGGGGCAGAGGAGGGCGAGGACGGAGGCGAGGGGGUCGGCGACAGCUGUAGCGUGUGCCAGUUAGACUGCGUGUCUCCCGACGCGCUGGCUGCGCUGCUGGAGUUUGCCUACACCGCUACGCUGACCAUCCGCAGCUCGUGCAUGCGGGAAGUCCUUAAGGGGGCGCAGCUGCUGGGCAUUCAGUGCGUGGCGGACGCCUGCAGGGACAUUUUGGGCGAGUCGGGCGAGGAUCCGACAGACCCCGUGGGAGAGGCAGAACGGCUACCGUCCCGUCGUAAACAGCACCGAUGUUCUGUGGUCAGAGCGUCGUCCCCCGUGCGACCGGCGUGGAGGAAUUCCCAGCACGAUGAGGCGCUCGUGUCCGAGUACAGCCUGCUCCCCACGCAAGGGCGAGAAGGACACCCGCCUGCUGCCGUCGGGCAAGACGGAGCAACGCACAGGGGUGCGCUGAUGAAUGGAGGUUCUCGUUGGCCACAGGAGUCGACCCCGAUCCCGCACCGACCCGAAGACCCGCCCUCGGACGAAGACGAGUCGGGCCUGCGAGGACGGGCCACGCCCCACGCCAACCAAACGCAAGGGGAAGGAGGAAAGGGCGGGGUUAUUGUGGUAGGUGGCAGGAAGAGGAAGUCUCAGACACCACAGCAGUGUCCGGUCUGUCAGAAGAUCAUCCACGGAGCAGGAAAGUUGCCACGUCACAUGAGAACGCACACGGGAGAGAAACCCUUUCAGUGCACGGCCUGUGGCGUCCGUUUCACACGGAACGACAAGCUGAAGAUUCACAUGAGGAAACACACGGGCGAGAGGCCGUAUCCCUGCACCAGCUGCCCGGCUCGCUUCCUGCACUCCUACGACCUGAAGAACCAUCUGUCGUUACACAGCGGGGAUCGGCCUUUCGAGUGCCCGCUCUGCCACAAGGCCUUCGCCCGUGAGGACCAUCUGCAGCGCCACAGAAAGGGCCACAGCUGUCUGGAGCUGCGCACCCGUCGCCCGCGUCGUGGUAACGGCCAGGACCCCGCCGCCUCUCCGACGUCCGAUUCGUUCGAUCUCGAGCGUGCGAGCGCGCUGGCAGCCGCCCGACACCUGUACCAGCAAGACGGCCACAGCGUGCCGAUUCAGUUACUGGGGCCUGGCGGGAUACCCAUCCCUGAGUUGAUGUGGAGGGCGAUCGGUACACCCGCGGGGGAAACGUUGAAAAAAGGUGGGGGGGACUCGUCUCCACACGGUAGCACACCAGUUACGCAUAAAAAAUGGGAAGAGGAUGAAGAUGAGGAAGACAACGUUUUUAGGAUGGAGAAAGAGUGAAAACGCUUGUCUGUGUGUCUGUGUGUUAUCAUCUUCUUCUUCCUUCAUACAAUUCAAACUUUCUUCUUUCAUAAAAAGACCUGAUGGGUUAAACAGGGUUUGAAACGAUAUAAACUUUAUUUUGAGUUCAUGUUUGCAUUUAGAUUUACAGAUUUCUAAGAUUCGCAAGCGUGUGGAGAUUAAUAUCGUUCACACUAUGCAAAGAUGAAAGAGUGUUUGAACAAAUGUGGUAAAAAAGAAGAAUUCAAAGCAGCGUGUGGAUGUGUAAUAAUGAUGAUAUAUCGCCACCUGCAGACAGUGAAGUAGUAACGCUCAGGGCUCUGAAAUUUCCUUUCAUUCUAAAUGAUUUAUGAUUUUUCUUAUACCAAAGACUGAGGCACGUUUGAAAGAAUUUUGUUUUUUGGAGCAUGCCUCAAAUCUCUCACACUUAUAAAGGGCUUCGUUGAAAAUGAGCCUGUGAGGCUUUUAUGUUUUUUUCUCACUUAAAGAGCUUUAAUGAAUAUAAUAGUAGAAAAGUGAUUUUCUUUCAAAAUAAUAAUAAUAAUAAGUGGAGGAUGGAGAACUCUUUUGUAAACAGUUGUAUUUAUUUAUUGGUUGGUUUAUUAUUUAUUGUGGCGUUUGGGUUAUUCUGCAUCUCUUCACAUCUUUCUGUCAGUCUGAAGUCAUUCUUCUUUGUGCUGAGACCUCAGUUAAAUUCUUGGGUCUGAUCUGAGAUCAGCUUUGCCUUUUUUCUCGUAAUGGCCUCAGGUAGAUGCAGUGUGAUGUCUGAUCUCUGAUCAGUGCCGUGCUUACGUCUGCUGCACGUAAAGUUAUUUUGCAUGUGUACAAGCUCAGGUGCUGUAGAAAACCGCAAAGAUUUCUGGGAUUUUUCUGCAGUCUCUUCUGUUUGCAAAGUUUUGCACAUAAAAUGUCUAAAUAAAAACAUCUCUAGUGACCGGUACACAACAGAGAAUAAAAUAAUAAAGACAUCAUGCCUUUCUGAAGCAAAUACAUAUCUGAGAUGUUUAAAAAACAUAAGAUAAUAAAUGAUUCGUAAUGUAUAAAAAUUAGUCAACCUUAACUUUAGUUGCCUUCAGAGCUAGGGAGGGAGGGCAACUCUUAAAUAUAUUAGAGCAUAUAUUUAUAAUCUAUAUAAGAGAGAAUGGGAAACAUGUCAGAAUGCAUUCUGGGUAAUU